UCAGCUAAUGCUCUGGGACAACACCAUUGUCUGUCGGCCCUCAAGGUUUGUCGAGGCGUUGGAUCACUUAGUAAGUUCCUGGCUCGCCGUUCGACUGUUUGCAUUUCAAAUGGUUGCAAUUGGCGAGGUGUUUCAGAUCAUAGUCACUUUGGAUGAAUGGGAACAGUGCACGAGGCACUUUAUUACACUUCUCCUAAUACUUUCACAGAUACUGAUGUACUGCUCUUUUGGAGAACAAGUGCUGCAAGGGGGGUGGGAUGUGGAUCGUGCUGUAUAUGCAACUCCAUGGUACACAUACUCACAGAAGUACAAGAAGCACCUGGUUCUAGUGAUCAUGAGGGCACAUCGUCCUGUUGAGAUCACAGUGGGUCAUUACUACAGCCUCUCAUUGCAGUCCUGUGAACUGAUCAUUCAAAACAUAUACUUCUUCUCAAUGUUUCUGAAUCAGAUAAGCAACAAAUCAAAAAAUGCCGCCCUCAAAUUUGAUUCAGAAUAGAAGCUGUGGAAUGGACGCACAAUGGAAUGAUACUGCAGGUGUAAAACUUUAGUGUGAAAUUAAUGUUUAGUAGCUGACUUUAAAUUAAAAUUGAAAGCAUGCUUUUGCAUGAAUGAUAUGGACCUAGAUUGAUUACACUAUUCACUUGCUGUCCCUUAAAGUUUUGGGACCGUUCUAGAAACCCGAGAUUAAUGGCCAUGGGAAACCGGUUUGCUGACUACAUGACAUCCUCUAUCUGCAAAAGUUGGCACUAACUUCGCCAGCAAGGAUCGGUCGCUUGGUCGGUAGAGUUGGCUUGUGGACUACAGACCACAGAGUUUAAAGGGUUGGGACAAAGGCUGAUUCAUAAGAAGGGUUAAUAAAUUGAGAAGAUAAUUCUCAACUGGAGUAGACAAGAGGGUCUAAGGGGGCCCAUUCGCGUACGAAUCUGGCUCGCAAGUCUGACUCGGCUCAGGUUCCAAUGAGCCAAACUCGUCCAUGUGUGGUUUGCCACGCUCAUACGUGUGUGGUGAAAUUAAUCCGAGCCAGACUCGUAGGUGUAAGGGCCGCCUAACCCAUACAGGCUGAAGGGCAGGAAUAAAUCUACUUGAAAAUUGUAUAUAUAUGUGACCCAGUAUCACAGUUGUUUUAUAGCAGAAUGAAGAGCCAUGUUAUGAGUCAAAUCUUGACAUUGCUGUGGUUUUACCGUGAGGAGUGUGAUUAAACUUGCUCACCUCUAAAUGCUGAAAGAAGAAAGGACUAAGAACUAUGAAUGAAGAAUUAAAUAAAUGAAAUAUGGACUUUGUGUAUGUUCAUGUAUUCUAUCUAAAAGCCUAAAGAAUAAUAUGUAUAAAAAUGCAGUUGUAUUAUUUGUUUUGUAUGGGCGUAAUUCCUGGUUUCUGAAUGUGAGAGUGCCUGAAUACAAUGUGAUGACCUAAACCUGUGCUGAAUCAAUUUGGAACCCUGUUUCCUUAACGACAAUUUGUGGAUGUGUAUAAAUUACAUGGUCUAGAUUUUGGCCAUGGGUUGACAAAACAAAAGCUCUUUUCCAGCUUUAGUUAAGCUAUGUUGAACAUGGCCAUUUUCUUCAUGGAUGACCACUUGCCAUCCCAGUUAAUUCAAAUAUUAGUUCUGAUGAAUAAAACUUUAUGUAGAAGCUGUUAUUUUCUCAUUUGUUUCAUGGCCAGUGUAUUGUUGUAAACAAU
This is a messenger RNA of Cryptotermes secundus, 1680 nucleotides long. RefSeq names its product odorant receptor Or2. The record is from RefSeq and is a predicted model, not a curated record. Gene Ontology annotation, biological process: sensory perception of smell; detection of chemical stimulus involved in sensory perception of smell. The transcript is spliced from 5 exons. NCBI's taxonomy places the organism in Eukaryota, Metazoa, Arthropoda, Insecta, Blattodea, Kalotermitidae. Gene Ontology annotation, molecular function: olfactory receptor activity; odorant binding. Gene Ontology annotation, cellular component: plasma membrane. Bases 8 to 496 code for a protein of 162 amino acids.